GUUAGUUUGCAUCUGCAGGAUGGCAGCAAAAGGUUAUUUUGGCCUCUUUGUGCUGAGUCUAGUCAGUGCUGUUUUGACACAAAAUGAUACAACAACAACAACAACAACAACAGCAACAACAAAUACAACUACAACAACCACUGAUCGUCCAACAACUACAACUAGAGAACCUGCAGUCUGUGAAUAUGGGAAUAACACUCUGGGAAUCUGCGAGUGCGGGGCUCAGUUGUUUAUAAACAAUGAUUGUACGCAGGGAUUCUACUGUAUGGAGACUGAAUUACCAGAAGGAGGAAACGCCCAAGGAUGUAUGAAAACUUGUAAAUCAGAUGAAAUCUUACAAGUUAAUGUUAAAACAUACACAUGGGAAUGUGUUUUAAAAAGACAGCCUGGAGCUUUACCUCUUCUUUGUCCAGGCUCAUUUAACACUGAAUGUCCUGGAAAUGGAGAUAUUAAAGAUUGUCAGUGUGAUGGACAGCUUUGGAUCUCUGAUCAUUGCAGGUUAUAUAAAAAAUACAACCUAGUACAAACUUAGAAGCAAUCUGCAAGAAUUUACCUUUUUUGGGACCAA
Molecule: messenger RNA, 568 nt
Organism: Eurytemora carolleeae
Lineage: Eukaryota; Metazoa; Arthropoda; Copepoda; Calanoida; Temoridae
Product: C-type lectin domain-containing protein 141
Exons: 7
Coding region: 20-532 (170 amino acids)
Source: RefSeq, a predicted model, not a curated record